Molecule: messenger RNA, 339 nt
Organism: Penicillium cataractarum
Lineage: Eukaryota; Fungi; Ascomycota; Eurotiomycetes; Eurotiales; Aspergillaceae
Exons: 1
Coding region: 1-339 (112 amino acids)
Source: RefSeq, a predicted model, not a curated record
AUGGCCCACGCCAAGCCUUCUCCUGACCUUCUGGUCGCCUUCCAGAAGGAAUUUCGAAGACCCGUCGAAGCCGCAGAAAAAAAGUCCCCCCGUUUGCGCAUCAUCCUGGAAUUGGACGGUGCGCCGGAGGUCCGAGUCCUCUUCCUCCGGACUGACCCAGUGGCCAAUAACCACCCUGCUGUUCUUCCCCUGGUUUGUGAAGGUCGUUGGUUAUACCUAUUACCUACAGUCCUUACUGGAUCAGACGGCCCAGAUGCAUGCAUCCUCCGGACCCAGUCUGAGGCUGUGCACUUCCGCCCUAUCCCUUUCAUGGCUUAUUUCCUGAAGAGUGAAUUGUGA